UACCGAGAGAGGGGGGUGAAGGAAAAAAACCAACUGGGUAGGUCGGUCUUUGUUUCUGGCUAGGAGGAAAACCAAGAUACGUUGCGACCGGUGUGGAAUCAAACAUCACCUUUCACCACUUGUGGGUCCUUGCUGCUGCCACACAUUCCCAGUUUCCCCUGAGAGAUGUCCACUCCUGACCCCCCGAUGGGAGGGACACCUCGGCCUGGACCCUCCCCAGGCCCAGGGCCAUCUCCAGGAGGCAUGAUGGGCCCGAGCCCGGGCCCCUCACCAGGCUCAGCCCACAGCAUGAUGGGGCCCAGUCCAGGACCUCCUGGAUCUGGACACCCCCAUCCUCCACAGGGACCCUCAGGAUAUCCUCAGGACAACAUGCAUCAGAUGCACAAAUCCAUGGAAGCCAUGCAUGAGAAGGGAAUGCCUGAUGACCCUCGCUACGGCCAGAUGAAGGGCAUGGGCAUGAGACCAGGGGGGCACAGUGGUAUGGGACCCCCUCCAAGCCCCAUGGACCAACAUUCCCAAGGUUACCCCUCGCCACUGGGUGGCUCAGAGCAUGCGCCAAGCCCUGUCCCAGCCAAUGGCCCUCCCUCUGGCCCCAUGAUGCCUGGAGGUCCCUCUGGCCCUGGGGCUGGCCCUAUGGAGGGAAGUGGUGACCCUAAUCAGGGCAUGGGUCAGCCUAAUCGUGGCGGUCCCCAGGGUCCAGGUGGACCAGGUGGUGCAGGAGGUGGACCUGGUGGUGCAGCUGGACCAACUCCUUUCAACCAGAACCAGUUGCACCAACUCAGGGCCCAGAUUAUGGCUUACAAGAUGCUGGCACGCAAUCAGCCCAUACCAGAGCACCUGCAGAUGGCUGUGCAGGGGAAGAGGCCCAUGCCAGGGAUGCAGCAACAACCAAUGCCUAACAUGCCACCUUCUACUGGACCUGGAGGUGGACCAGGGGCUGGGCCAGGACCAGCUCAGGCUAACUACAACAGACCACACGGCAUGGUGGGCCCCAAUAUGGCACCUCCUGGACCUACAGGAGUUCCCCCAGGUAUGCAAGGCCAGCCUACCAAUGGACCCCCUAAAUCAUGGCCUGAAGGACCAAUAGUGAAUGCUGCUGCUCCAUCCAACCCUCCCCAGAAGCUGAUUCCACCUCAGCCCACUGGCAGACCCUCCCCUGCUCCUCCCUCUGUGCCCCCUGCUGCCUCCCCAGUAAUGCCCCCUCAGACACAGUCCCCGGGACAGCCUGCCCAGCCGCCUCCCAUGAUGCUACACCAGAAGCAGAACCGUAUAACCCCUAUUCAAAAACCCCGUGGGCUGGACCCAGUGGAGAUCCUCCAGGAGAGAGAAUACAGGCUACAGGCCCGUAUUGCUCACCGUAUCCAGGAGCUGGAGAACCUGCCUGGCUCUCUAGCUGGUGACCUGCGCACCAAGGCCACCAUCGAGCUCAAGGCCCUGAGGCUGCUUAACUUCCAGAGACAGCUGCGUCAGGAGGUGGUGGUUUGCAUGCGGCGUGACACCGCUUUGGAAACUGCCCUGAAUGCUAAGGCCUACAAGCGCAGUAAACGUCAGUCGCUACGUGAGGCCCGCAUCACUGAGAAGCUUGAGAAACAACAGAAGAUCGAACAGGAGCGGAAACGUCGUCAGAAACACCAGGAAUACCUCAACAGCAUCCUGCAGCAUGCGAAGGACUUCAAGGAGUACCACCGCUCCAUCACAGCGAAGAUCCAGAAGGCCACCAAAGCUGUUGCCACCUAUCAUGCCAACACUGAGCGUGAGCAGAAGAAGGAGAAUGAGCGCAUCGAAAAGGAGAGAAUGCGGAGGCUGAUGGCUGAAGAUGAAGAAGGCUACCGUAAACUUAUCGACCAGAAGAAAGACAAGCGUCUGGCCUACCUGCUGCAGCAGACAGACGAAUACGUGGCCAACCUCACUGAGCUGGUGCGUGCCCACAAAGCCGCACAAGCCCUCAAAGAGAAGAAAAAGAAGAAGAAAAAGAAGAAGCCUGAGACUGCAGAGGGUGGUGCUCCUGCUCUCGGUCCUGAUGGAGAACCUUUAGAUGAGACCAGUCAAAUGAGUGACCUGCCAGUGAAGGUCAUCCAUGUGGACAGCGGAAAGAUCCUGACUGGGGUUGAUGCACCUAAAGCUGGUCAGCUGGAGGCCUGGCUUGAAAUGAACCCAGGAUACGAAGUCGCCCCACGUUCAGACAGCGAAGACAGCGGUUCCGAAGAAGAGGAGGAGGAGGAGGUACAUAACACAGUGAACUCCACACCAAAGCAAAAUUAUUUUCUGAUCAACAGUUUUCUAACCCCCCCCCCCCUCCCCCUUUUUUUUCAGGAGGAAGAAGAGGAGCAGCCUCAGCACUCUUCAGCUCCAGCAGAAGAAAAGAAGAAGAUUCCCGACCCUGACAGUGAAGAUGUAUCUGAAGUGGAUGUCCGGCACAUCAUUGAACACGCCAAGCAGGAUGUAGACGAUGAGUACGGUAACGCGUCCUUCAACCGAGGCCUGCAGUCCUACUACGCUGUGGCUCACGCUGUGACUGAAAAAGUGGACAAACAGUCCACACUGCUGGUCAAUGGGCAGCUCAAGCAAUACCAGAUCAAAGGUCUGGAGUGGCUGGUGUCACUUUACAACAACAACUUGAACGGCAUCCUGGCUGAUGAGAUGGGUCUAGGAAAAACGAUCCAAACCAUCGCCCUCAUCACUUACCUCAUGGAGUACAAGCGCCUCAACGGGCCCUUUCUCAUCAUCGUACCUCUCUCAACUCUAUCAAACUGGGUCUAUGAGUUUGAUAAGUGGGCGCCAUCUGUCGUGAAGGUCUCCUACAAGGGGUCUCCAGCUGCUCGACGUUCAUUCGUUCCCAUCUUGCGCAGUGGCAAGUUCAACGUGCUGCUCACCACAUAUGAGUACAUUAUCAAAGACAAACAAGUGCUAGCAAAGCUUCGCUGGAAGUACAUGAUUGUUGACGAAGGCCAUCGUAUGAAGAAUCACCACUGUAAGCUGACCCAGGUCUUGAACACGCAUUACUUAGCCCCGCGGCGUCUGCUGCUCACAGGUACUCCUCUGCAGAACAAGCUCCCUGAGCUCUGGGCCCUGCUCAACUUCCUCCUGCCCACCAUUUUCAAGAGCUGCAGCACCUUCGAACAGUGGUUCAACGCCCCCUUUGCCAUGACUGGAGAGAAGGUUGACCUGAAUGAAGAAGAGACCAUCCUGAUCAUUCGACGUUUACACAAGGUUCUUCGACCUUUCUUGCUGCGCCGACUCAAGAAAGAGGUCGAGGCCCAGCUGCCCGAGAAGGUGGAGUAUGUGAUAAAGUGCGACAUGUCAGCCCUACAGAGGGUUUUGUACAGACACAUGCAGGCCAAGGGAGUCCUUCUCACAGAUGGGUCAGAAAAAGACAAGAAGGGUAAAGGAGGCACGAAGACCUUGAUGAACACUAUCAUGCAACUGAGGAAGAUUUGCAACCACCCUUACAUGUUCCAGCACAUUGAGGAGUCCUUCUCUGAGCAUCUCGGCUAUUCUGGUGGAAUAGUGUCUGGCCCUGACCUGUACCGCUCCUCUGGGAAGUUUGAGCUGCUGGAUCGUAUCCUGCCCAAGCUGAGGGCCACCAACCACAAAGUGCUGCUCUUCUGUCAAAUGACCUCACUCAUGACUAUCAUGGAGGACUACUUUGCGUACCGCAACUUCAAGUACCUGCGUCUGGAUGGAACCACUAAGGCAGAGGACCGCGGCAUGCUGCUGAAGACAUUCAAUGACCCAGCCUCUGAGUACUUUGUGUUCCUGCUCAGUACCAGGGCAGGAGGCCUGGGCCUCAACCUGCAGUCUGCUGACACAGUCAUCAUCUUUGACAGUGACUGGAACCCACAUCAGGACUUGCAGGCCCAGGACAGAGCCCACCGUAUCGGUCAGCAGAACGAGGUGCGCGUGCUCCGCCUCUGCACCGUCAACAGCGUGGAGGAAAAGAUCCUGGCAGCGGCCAAGUACAAACUGAACGUGGACCAGAAGGUCAUCCAGGCCGGCAUGUUCGACCAGAAGUCCUCAGGCUAUGAACGUCGGGCCUUCUUACAGGCCAUUCUGGAGCACGAGGAGCAGGACGAGGAGGAAGACGAGGUUCCUGAUGAUGAGACUGUCAAUCAGAUGAUUGCCAGAAGUGAAGAGGAGUUUGAACAGUUCAUGCGCAUGGAUCUAGACAGACGCCGCGAGGAAGCCCGCAACCCCAAGAGGAAACCUCGUCUGAUGGAGGAAGACGAUCUGCCUGGUUGGAUUCUGAAAGAUGAUGCUGAGGUCGAGAGGCUAACUUGUGAAGAAGAGGAGGAGAAGAUGUUUGGCCGAGGAUCCCGCCAACGGAAGGAGGUGGACUACAGCGACUCGCUCACUGAGAAACAGUGGCUCAAGGCCAUCGAAGAGGGUAAUCUAGAGGACAUCGAAGAGGAGGUGCGUCACAAAAAGACAACCAGGAAACGCAAGAGAGACCGUGACCACGAUGGCGGGCCGGCCACACCCAGCUCCAGCAGUGGUCGAGGGCGGGACAAGGACGAGGAGGUGAAGAAGGCAAAGAAACGUGGUCGCCCACCCGCUGAGAAACUCUCUCCAAACCCCCUGUCCCUCACAAAGAAGAUGAAGAAGAUCGUGGAUGCUGUCAUCAAAUAUAAGGAUGGUAAUGGGCGACAACUGAGUGAAGUCUUUAUCCAGCUGCCCUCUCGCAAGGAGCUGCCCGAGUACUAUGAGCUGAUCCGCAAACCUGUGGACUUCAGAAAGAUCAAGGAGAGGAUCCGGAGCCAUAAAUACCGCAGCCUGAACGACCUGGAGAAGGAUGUGAUGCUGCUGUGUCAGAACGCCCAGACGUUCAACCUGGAGGGGUCUUUGAUCUACGAGGACUCCAUUGUGCUGCAGUCUGUCUUCACCAGUGUGAGACAGAAGAUUGAGAAGGAGGACGAGAGUGAAGGAGAGGAGAGCGAGGAAGAGGAGGAGGAGGCAGACGAAGGCUCCGAGUCUGAAUCUCGUUCAGUGAAAGUGAAGAUUAAGCUGAGCCGAAAAGAAAAGGGGGAUCGAGGAGGAAAAGGACAACGACGGAGGGGCCGUGGUGCCCGGGCUAAACCUGUGGUGAGCGACGACGACAGCGAGGAGGAACAGGAAGAGGAGCGUUCGGCCAGCGGCAGCGAGGAGGACUGAAGUGAACCACUCCUGAUCGGACCAACGGCCCACUGAGCCCCUUACUGGACUUUAUAUAUUUUACUUAGAUACAGCAAGGAGACAGUCAGUGGAAGAGGCCUAGUUUUACCUAGAUGAGCUGAUUUUUAGUGAGACAAUUGUAUUCUCAUUAAAGUAUACCAUUAAUUAAAAACCGAUAAUAAAAAAAAAACUAAAAUAUAAAAGAUAUGAACCAUUCACUUCCAUAUUUAAACCAUUUUUCCC
Toxotes jaculatrix (banded archerfish) is the source of this 5391-nucleotide messenger RNA. RefSeq names its product SWI/SNF related, matrix associated, actin dependent regulator of chromatin, subfamily a, member 4a (gene smarca4a). The transcript is spliced from 33 exons. The record is from RefSeq and is a predicted model, not a curated record. Gene Ontology annotation, cellular component: nucleus. Bases 166 to 5148 code for a protein of 1660 amino acids. NCBI's taxonomy places the organism in Eukaryota, Metazoa, Chordata, Actinopteri, Toxotidae. Gene Ontology annotation, biological process: positive regulation of transcription by RNA polymerase II. Gene Ontology annotation, molecular function: histone binding; ATP-dependent chromatin remodeler activity; DNA binding.